This is a messenger RNA of Cordyceps fumosorosea ARSEF 2679, 2190 nucleotides long. RefSeq names its product ubiquitin hydrolase CreB. The transcript has 4 exons. Lineage: Eukaryota; Fungi; Ascomycota; Sordariomycetes; Hypocreales; Cordycipitaceae. Gene Ontology annotation, biological process: protein deubiquitination. The record is from RefSeq and is a predicted model, not a curated record. Gene Ontology annotation, molecular function: cysteine-type endopeptidase activity; cysteine-type deubiquitinase activity. Gene Ontology annotation, cellular component: cytosol; nucleus. The coding region runs from base 1 to 2190 and encodes 729 amino acids.
AUGCCUAGCCUCUUUAACAAGAUCAAGGGCACUGGCACGCCCUCCACCACGCCCACUGCCAAAGAUGCUCCGCCCAAGAAGAAUGAUAUCACUACCGAAGUCACUCCUCUCGAGAAGAUGCUGCAAAACGCCGGAGCACUCACUCAAGACGGUCGCGACAGAUUCCUAGGCUUCGAAAACUUUGGAAAUACUUGCUACUGCAACUCCAUCGUCCAAGCCCUCUUCCACUCCGACCAAUUCCGCGAAGGCGUCCUCAACUACCCAUCUCUAUCCCCGACCGAUACCCCCAACGGCCCUCCAUACAAGCCAAAUGUCACCAUUCGACCGCCAGUCACACCCGCUACGCCUGCCACGCCGCAAAAACAGCCCAAGCUAUCAACAUCUCAGGCUCUCAAGCACCGUCAAGCCCUUGGCGCGGGUCCGCCCAUCCCUGGCCAGCCGCCUAUCAAGCCAGAGGACAAACCCGACACGCCAGAAUACAAGAAAAAGCAGGCCAUGCUCAAGGGUCCCAUUCUCGAGCUCGCGCAGGAGAGCCGCGUGCCCUAUGGCAUGGACGAAUGCACAUUCACUGGGCUCAAGGACAUAUUCAUGGCCCUCACCCAGAGCAGCUCCAGAACUGGCGUCCUGAGCCCCCAACGCUUUCUGGAAAUCUUUAAACGCGAUAACGAAAUGUUCCAGAGCUCAAAUCAUCAGGAUGCCCAUGAAUUCCUACGACUCGUCCUCACAGACGUAAUUGCCAGCGUGGACAAUCAUGCCAAGCAUAUCCAAGACCAGGUUGCCACAAACGGCUCGUCCGAAUCUCUGCACAACGGUCUCUCCGUGGGACUUGGACCUGGUUCCUCGUACAACUCGCCAGGUACCGGCUGGGUACACGAUGUUUUUGAAGGCGUCGUGACGUCAGAAACAAAAUGUCUCACCUGUGAAACAGCAUCACAGAGAGACCAGACCUUUUUGGACUUGUCCAUUGCCCUAGACGAGCACAGCUCUGUCACAUCGUGCCUGCGCAAGUUCUCUGCCGAGGAAAUGCUGUGCGAGAGAGACAAGUUUCAGUGCGACCAUUGCGGUGGUCUGCAAGAGGCCGAAAAGCGCAUGAGGGUCAAGAAGCUGCCCAAGGUUCUCACCCUGCAUCUCAACCGCUUCAAAUACACGGAAGACUAUAGUCGUGUCCAAAAGCUGUUCCACAGGGUUGUAUAUCCCUACCAUCUACGCAUGUUCCACACUGCAGACGAGGCCGAAGACCCAGAUCGCCUUUACGAACUCUACGCCGUCAUUGUUCACAUUGGUGGCAAUGGAUAUCACGGGCAUUAUGUCUCCAUCAUCAAGACUAGAGACCGCGGCUGGCUCUUGUUUGACGAUGAGAUGGUCGAGCCUGUGGACAAGCAUUUUGUCCGCAAUUUCUUCGGUGACAGGCCCGGAAUGGCCACUGCUUACCUCUUGUUCUACCAAGAAACGACAUUUGAAAAGGUCCGCGCUGAGCAAGAAGCCGAGGGUAAAGAAGAAGUUCGACUCGCGACGGAGGCCGCCAACAUUGCGCAUGAGGAAAGCGACAAGGCAGACGAAACACCUCUGUCUCGGCAACAGACACAACCGAUACCUGUGCUAGCUGAGCAGAACCAAUUGUCCAACUUGGCGCAUGCCAAAACAGCGCCAGACCUAACGGCACGCCCGCCACUUACAAACCAAGCCUCGGUCCCUUCGACGCCAGCUGUCCCAUCAACAUUGACGCCCGCUAAGUCAAAAGAUGAGCUAAAGCGAGAGAAGAAGGAGCGCGAAGCUGCGGAAAAGGCUGCUCGCCAGCAAGAAAAGGAAGAACUGAAAGCCAAGGACAAGGAAAUAAGAGAGUAUGAGAGAAAGCGCCGCGACCAGGCCAUUUCCAUGAUCCAGGCUAAACGACAAGAGCAAGAGCAGCUGGAGAAGGUGAUGCAGGCCAGCAAAAAGUCAGCCGCCAAGGAAGACGAUGCGCGGAAGAAGGAAGAGGGCAACGGCGGUGCGUUUGGCUUUCUCGACCGUUCGAAGCGUGGCAGCAAAUCGGGCAGCCGUAAAGCAUUCGGACUCUUCAGCAAGGACCGAAACGGCGACGAUGCCGCCGGCGACGUGGUCGUCAAUGGUGACGCACCUGAGAAGGAAAAGACAAAAAGCCGCUUGAGCAUAGGCCUAGGGCGCAAGAAGAGCACCAAUCUUUUGUCAUAG